AUGCUUGAGACGUGGAAAUUCUUGUGUCCGCUUGAGGUCAGUCUGACCGUGAUAUCUCUCGAGAAUUUGACCGUUUGGAGCUGCCUUGCUCCUGUUAUGCAAGCUUUCCAACCCAACCCUACCGCCAUCCAGCCCGCCCGAUCCAACGAAGACAGAUCCAAGGAAGACGAGGCACUCGUCCACAUUGACGACGAUUUCGACCCCGACGCCGAAAUCACCUCUGCGCAGAUGGGCGGCCCACUCCAGUCUCCUGCUUCCGUCACUAAGCCAAAGAGAAAGAAGCCCAAGGUUCUUAAUGCUCCUAAUCCUCCCACCGCCCAUAGCAGCUCCCCAGCCGCCACCUCUCCGCUCACUAUAGCCGGUCUAGCCGACAGUCCAUUCCGCGCGUCGAGCAGCCGCCUAACUGCAGCACCUAAGAAGCGCAAGCAAACCGCGAUAAGAACCCUCCCUAGCAAGAGGGCCAAGCGGGUCGAGUCGGAGGAAGAGUUGUCCGACGCCGUCUGA
Messenger RNA from Lecanosticta acicola, 504 nucleotides. The record is from the annotation of a GenBank genome assembly. Lineage: Eukaryota; Fungi; Ascomycota; Dothideomycetes; Mycosphaerellales; Mycosphaerellaceae.